GUGGGGGUUCCAACCCAUUCCAGCACCUGGAGAAGAGUGCAGUCUUGCAAGAGGCACGAGUGUUUAAUGAGACUCCCAUAAACCCACGAAAAUGUGCUCAUAUCCUCACCAAGAUCCUGUAUCUCAUAAACCAGGGGGAGCACCUUGGUGUCAUGGAAGCUACCGAAUCCUUUUUUGCUAUGACCAAGCUGUUUCAGUCAAAUGAUCCAACUCUUCGCAGGAUGUGUUACCUGACUAUCAAAGAGAUGUCUUCUAUUGCAGAAGAUGUAAUCAUUGUUACCAGCAGCUUAACCAAAGACAUGACUGGGAAGGAUGACAAUUACCGAGGCCCUGCUGUGAGAGCACUCUGUCAAAUCACUGAUAGUACCAUGUUGCAGGCCAUCGAGCGCUACAUGAAGCAGGCGAUUGUUGACAAAGUGCCAAGUGUCUCCAGUUCUGCUCUGGUGUCCUCCUUGCACCUGCUGAAGACCAGUUAUGAUGUGGUAAAACGCUGGGUGAAUGAGGCUCAGGAGGCAGCUUCCAGUGACAACAUCAUGGUGCAGUAUCAUGCUCUGGGCUUGCUCUACCAUGUGCGGAAGAAUGACCGCCUGGCAGUCAACAAGAUGCUCAGCAAGUUCACACGCCACGGCCUCAAGUCACCGUUUGCCUACUGCAUGAUGAUUCGGGUAGCCAGCAAGCUGCUGGAGGAAGAGGCUGGCAGCCGCGAUAGCCCCCUGUUUGAUUUCAUCGAGAGCUGCCUAAGAAACAAGCAUGAGAUGGUGGUCUAUGAAGCUGCAUCUGCCAUCGUUAAUCUGCCCAACUGCACUGCCAAAGAGCUGGCUCCGGCUGUCUCCGUUUUGCAGCUGUUCUGCAGCUCCCCGAAAGCAGCACUGAGAUAUGCAGCUGUCCGUACCCUCAACAAGGUGGCCAUGAAGCACCCAUCCGCUGUGACUGCCUGUAAUCUAGACCUGGAGAACCUUGUGACGGAUUCCAACCGCAGCAUAGCCACCCUGGCCAUCACCACACUGCUGAAAACGGGCAGUGAGAGCAGCAUUGACCGGCUCAUGAAGCAGAUCUCCUCUUUCAUGUCAGAAAUCUCAGAUGAGUUCAAAGUUGUAGUGGUGCAGGCCAUCAAUGCACUGUGUCAGAAGUACCCUCGCAAACAUGCCGUCCUCAUGAACUUUCUCUUCACUAUGCUUCGGGAAGAGGGUGGCUUUGAAUACAAGCGAGCCAUCGUGGACUGCAUCAUCAGCAUCAUUGAGGAGAACUCGGAGAGCAAAGAGACAGGCCUGUCUCACCUCUGUGAAUUCAUCGAGGACUGCGAGUUCACUGUGCUGGCCACUCGUAUCCUCCACCUCUUGGGGCAGGAAGGGCCCAAAACCAACAACCCCUCCAAAUACAUUCGCUUCAUCUACAACAGGGUUGUCCUGGAGCAUGAAGAAGUCCGGGCAGGUGCUGUAAGUGCCCUGGCUAAGUUUGGAGCCCAGAAUGAGGAGAUGUUACCCAGUAUCUUGGUGUUACUGAAAAGGUGUGUGAUGGAUGAUGACAACGAAGUGAGAGACAGAGCCACCUUCUACCUGAAUGUUCUGGAGCAGAAGCAAAAAGCUCUCAAUGCUGGCUACAUCCUGAAUGGUUUGACAGUGUCCAUCCCUGGCCUGGAGAGGGCUCUGCAUCAGUACACCCUGGAGCCCUCUGAGAAACCCUUUGACUUGAAAUCUGUUCCUUUGGCAACAGCUCCUAUCGUCGAGCAAAGAGCAGAAAAUGCCCCUGUUGCUGUAGUCAAACAGCCAGAGAAGGUGGCAGCAACACGGCAAGAAAUAUUCCAAGAGCAACUGGGGGCAAUCCCAGAGUUUCGGGGACUGGGCCCGCUCUUCAAGUCUUCCCCAGAGCCUGUCGCCCUGACAGAGCUGGAGACAGAGUACGUGGUUCGUUGCACCAAGCACACGUUUGUCAGCCACAUGGUGUUCCAG
Messenger RNA from Fulmarus glacialis (Northern fulmar), 1949 nucleotides. RefSeq names its product coatomer subunit gamma-1. The record is from RefSeq and is a predicted model, not a curated record. Gene Ontology annotation, cellular component: COPI vesicle coat; endoplasmic reticulum-Golgi intermediate compartment; Golgi membrane. Gene Ontology annotation, biological process: intracellular protein transport; intra-Golgi vesicle-mediated transport; protein secretion. Gene Ontology annotation, molecular function: structural molecule activity. The transcript has 18 exons. The annotation marks the transcript as partial. Lineage: Eukaryota; Metazoa; Chordata; Aves; Procellariiformes; Procellariidae.